Molecule: messenger RNA, 3438 nt
Organism: Myodes glareolus (Bank vole)
Lineage: Eukaryota; Metazoa; Chordata; Mammalia; Rodentia; Cricetidae
Gene: Rbm48
Product: RNA binding motif protein 48
Cellular component (GO): nucleoplasm
Molecular function (GO): nucleic acid binding
Source: RefSeq, a predicted model, not a curated record
GCCAGGGCGUCGGAGCCUGAGAACAGCGAUCGGGCCUCUCCUCCGAGACUCUAGGGGGCGGCACACUGCAGAUGGAAUCCUCGCUCUCGGGAGACGAUUGUCCAGCCAAUCUAAGCACGCUUGGCCCAUUCUGCUCUCUCAUUGGACACAGAGUAGCGCAUCCGGCGGAUGUUGUUCUGGCGCCCAGGACUGCAGCCGACAAGAUGGCGUUCAGUGACGGCAAGCCGGGUUGCAUAUUCGACCACCACGUCCAGACUGCCGUGUGUGACUCGCGGGCCAAAUACCGGGAGAGCCGACGUCCUCGUGCGGUCAAGGUAUAUACAAUCAACUUGGAAUCUCAGUACUUGUUAAUACAAGGCGUGCCUGCAGUGGGGGCCAUGAAGGAAUUAGUUGAACGAUUUGCUCUGUAUGGUGCGAUUGAACAGUAUAACGCUCUAGAUGAAUACCCAGCGGAAGAUUUUACAGAAGUUUAUCUCAUUAAAUUUGUGAAAUUACAAAGUGCAAGGAUAGCUAAGAAAAAGAUGGAUGAACAGAGUUUCUUUGGUGGGUUACUUCAUGUGUGCUAUGCUCCAGAAUUUGAGACAGUUGAAGAAACUAGAGAAAAGUUAGAAGAAAGAAAGGCUUAUAUUGCAAGAGCUACUAAAAGUAAAGAUUAUUACUUGACAAAGAAGAAACUGGUUCCAGAGCAAAAAGGAACAAAAGAUUCUAGACAAGAUUUUCAUUCACAUAUACCCGGAUUUUCUACAGCUGCUUUGAACACUUCUGAGAAUUCAAGUCCUUGUCUUCCUUAUUCUUGUGAAUUGCCUUUGUGCUAUUUUACCUCGCAAACCACUUGUUUACCUGGGGACCAUGUGGACAGAGCAUCAAACUCCUGUAGUGGUGGCAGGAACCAUGGUGAACUAUCAAAGCACUGUAACCUCAGUGCCUUUUCCCCAGAACUACACGUGAGUACUUACAAAAAUUCACUACCUUGCUCUAGUAUGCAAGAGGCUGUUACUACCUCGGAGUCAGUUGGCAGAUUUAUGCCUAGGACAACACAGCUGCAGGAAAGGAAAAGAAGGAGAGACUGUGAUCGUGAACUUGGAACUUUUUCUGAAACAAACACAAGCAGUAAUGAGGUUGUGAUUGGACCGAAGUUGCCAGGCCUUCCUCCAGUGGAUCUGCAGGACGACUCCUUGAAUACCACGGCAAACUUAAUUCGGAGGAAACUUAAAGAGAAUUCAUCCAAGGGAAUCCUGACAGCAGGAAUAAAGCAUAGGACAUGGACAUUACCCUGGGGGGGUAGACCAGAGCUGUUGCUGCGCAGAGCUGCGGAUCGGCACACUUCCCAGUGCCCAGCGUUCCUUUGAUUUAGAAUCAUCUUUGGUCUGCUCUCACUUUCCUCUCCUCAGUCAUGAAGACCAGAGGGAUAUUAGUGUUGUUAGGUUGUUAGGGCAUGUUGAGUUUCAUCCUCAUAUAGUUGAACACACACCUUCUUCAGUGAAAAGCCAACAAAUGACACCCAAACAACCCAUGUGUACAUUCCAGGCCUGUUUUCUGCUGAGCUCACAGGCUCAGAAACCUUAGUCUUGUCAGUGGACCCUCAGUGGCUGUUCUUAACUGGACUGUAACAGUGGCGACAGCUGAGCAUGACAGACUCAGUAAAGGCAAUGGGUCACAACUGGGUCUCCCAAUUUCUCUUUUGUGGGUUUUCUUUUACUUUUUUACUUUUUUUUUACAUUUAUGCAUGCAUGCAUUUAUGCUCAUAGAGGUCAGCAAACAACUUUCAGGAAUUGGUUCUUUCCUACUGUGUGUUCUGGAAUUUUGUUCAGGUUGACAGGUGGCAAGCGCCCCCACCUGACGAACCAUCUCAUGAGGCAUUUUCUCAAGGUUGUUGUAGAGAACACUGAUUUCAUCUGUUUGGUUAUAUAAGCAUUCACCUGUGAACAAUCAUUCCUGGAAGAAGCUCCAUCUACUAAGGUUGACUAAUGAGAACUCCAGCAAUUUUGGAAUAUUUGGAGUCUAGAGCCUAAUUACCUUUGACUAUCUUUAGCUACUUUAAAUGGCCAUUUAUUUUCUCCUCUGAAUGUGAUCUGACAUCCUGGUGGAUAUUCCUUUGGAAUGUUUCUACCAGCUCAGAAGCUAAGAAUGUCACCAGUGAGGCCUGUAACAAGUUCCCUGCUGUGCUGUGACCACCUACCCAAUGCUGCCAUCAAUUUUAAAAGUGUUUGAUCUAUGACUUUGUGGUCACAAAUAUGCAAAUUGGGUAAACCUGAAUCUGUGUUCCCAGCUGUGGUCACUCUAGUUAACCAGCUCCAGAAAAACGCUCUCUUGUCCCUUUUAGGGUGACGGCUCUGUCACUGCACGAACACACUAAACACAGGAUUGAUGUCAUAGCACUAAGUUAGUAUUUGUUUCUUACAUUUCAUCUUUUCUUCAAAAGUUCCUCGGAGAAACACUGACAGUCCUUUAACCCACUCCUGUACAUUUAUAUAGUUAUCACUGUCUUUGUCAAAUACAUGGAACACUGAAAAGGAAAAGGAGUGUGUAAGUGUAUUGUAAUUGUUUUAUAAGACACACACACACACAUACCCAUUUAUGUAGAAAACUUUAAUUACAAAUCAAGGGGGAACUGUUUUGGUGUUAGCUUUUGAAAGAAUCAAAAUUAUUGGUAAUGUGGAUUUUUUUCUUUAUUUCUAGAGCAGAAUAGUCAUUCCACACAAUGAGCAAUAAUGAUCUUCAUUUGUGGUGUUUCAUGUAGUUGCUAAAGCCAAAAAAAUCUAGAGCUAAUUAGCAACAGUUUAAUGAUCAAAAAUAAAAAGCGGUAUGAAAUCUGUUGUAGUUUCCACGCCUCAAACUAAAUUAUUAAUGUUUAACAUUUUUAAGUUCUUAUGUAUUUCUCAUUUGUGUGUGUGUGUGUGUGUGUGUGUGUGUGUGCGUGCGCGCAUGCACACACAUGUGAGUGCAUGAACAUGUACCAUGGCCUUGUGUGGAGGUCAAAGCCUUGUGGAACUGUCUCUCAUCCAUUUUAGGUUGGUUCUGGGGGACUGCAGCUCAGGAAGCCAGACUUGCUGACCUAUCUUGCCAAUCCAAUUUUUAAAGUUAUCAAUGAAACUUUAGUAUUCUAUAGAAAAACAUUCAAAUGUUAUUUGAUCUUUGGAGAUGAAGGGUAUAUUGAUGAUUUUGUUUGUGGCAAUGGUUUCACGGAUAUGCAUGUGUCAAAUCUUAUACAAAAUGUAUAUUUUAAUGAUUUACUACAGAACUUAACUAGAUAUACCAAUCACUUUCAUGUUUUAAACAUUGACUUUAAAUAUUUCCAAUAUAAAAUGUCAUUUUUUGCACUGACACAUUUCUAUGAAGGAAAAAAGCCAAUUAAUGAUUUACACAUUGGUGACCUGGACUUUCAUGAUUCACUUCUGUGGCUUGUACUUUCAUGAUUAAAAGCCCUCAGACUCUUUA